AUGAGUCCGCCACGGAAGAAAGAAGAGCUCAAAAUCCUUACACCUGUAGGGAUGCUAGGUUAUGGGUUCGAUGAGUUUCUGUUUUGGGAUGCUGUGAAAGAUGGUGCUGAUGCUAUCAUUGUUGACUGUGGUUCGACCGACAGUGGGCCGUCCAAACUGGCGCUGGACGCAACCACUAUCAGCCGGGAAUCGUGGGAAAGAGACUUGGACAUUCUUCUCGCAUCUUGUCACAAGUAUAAAGUGCCAGUAAUUCUUGGCUCCGCUGGUGGUGAUGGUGCCAAUGUCCAUGUUCAGCUCUUCGUUGACAUCAUUCACGAAUUGAUCACUGCCAAAGGAUACAGAACGAUGAACAUCGUCACAAUUGAAGCCGAAAUCGAAAAGGGUUUUAUCUACGAAAAACAUGAAGCUGGUCAAGUCCUACCAUGUAGCGCAGCAGUACCCGAGAUAACUGCUCACGAUAUCAAAACAGCAUCCAAGGUCGUCGCGCAGAUGGGUAUGGAGCCGUUCAUCCAUGCAAUGGAGAAGUAUGGCGACUUUGAUAUAAUUGUUGCUGGACGGGCCUAUGAUCCCUCCCCGUAUGCUGCCUUUUGCGUCUACAACGGUUUCACGGAUAUGGGUAUAGCUUAUCAUAUGGGGAAGAUCAUGGAAUGCGGCGGAUUGUGCGCAAAGCCCAAAAGCCGAGAGUCUCUCGCUAUCAUCCGGGAAGACAGCUUUGACAUUCUUCCUCUAAACCCGGGUGCUCGAUGCACGCCGACUUCAAUUGCGGCCCACACACUUUAUGAGAAAACUCGACCCGAUAUCUUACUCGGCCCUGGAGGUGCCCUUCACCUGGCGGAUGCAAAAUAUGAACAACUUCCCGAUAACCGAACUGUUCGAGUCAGGGGAUCGAAAUUCGUGCCGUCCAAAGAAGGCGAGUAUACUGUAAAGCUCGAAGGGGCAAGAGCAGCAGGCUAUCGAAGCGUUUUUAUCGGUGGCUUUCGAGAUCCCAUUCUCAUCGGCCAGUUGUCGUCCUUCCUUUCCAAAGUAGAGGAACAUGUUCGCUCAAAGAUCCCCUUUGACUACGACUUGCGACUUCAUGAGUACGGUAAUAAAGGAAUAAUGGGCUCAUUAGAGCCCGAGAGAGACUAUACACCGAAAGAAAUCUGUCUUUGCGGCGAAGCUAGGGCUGCCACGCAGGCUGAGGCAAGCCAUGUUAUAAAUACCGCUCGCAUUGCAUGUCUUCAUGCUCCCUACGCCGGUCAGCUAGCCACAGCUGGGAAUUUUGCAAUGCCUUUCCCUCCUUAUGAUAUCCCACUAGGACAGGUUUCUGAAUUUUGCAUUUAUCACAUUGUGACAAGCGUCGAUCCUUUGGCGCUCUUUCCGAUACAACAAAAAGUCAUUCUGGGUUCGAACGAGUACACUGAAGUUGCAGACAUGAAAGAUAUUGUACCGCCGACAACAAAGACAAGUUCCCAAAACGGUGUCUCUCCUCCGUUGUCGCCGAUGAAAUUUCAUCCACCGGCACCACAGGGUCAUUGCUAUCUCGGUGAGGUGGCUUCGGUUUUGAGAACUAAAAAUGCAGGUCCCUACGAACUGACACUCGAUGUGAUGUUCGACAACGAAGAGAUAUUUCACAAAGUGAAACAAACUGGUCUUUUGUCCAAGGAUACCAUUGCUCGGCUAUACAAUAUUCCAAAGGAAGACAUUUUAGUUUGCAUGUUUUGGGACCCAGCUCUUGCAUUCAAGAGCACUAUCAAGCGGCCGUUGGUCUCUGGGCAGUUUGGUGAAACAGAUCUGCAUGGAUCACAGCAACAUGCACCGGCCAUGUAUCUAAUGUUGCCCUUUGCAAGGCAAUAA
This is a messenger RNA of Talaromyces rugulosus, 1836 nucleotides long. RefSeq lists its product as uncharacterized. The transcript has a single exon. The coding region runs from base 1 to 1836 and encodes 611 amino acids. NCBI's taxonomy places the organism in Eukaryota, Fungi, Ascomycota, Eurotiomycetes, Eurotiales, Trichocomaceae. The record is from RefSeq and is a predicted model, not a curated record.